GUUGCUUGCAUGUGGGGCCGAUGUAACGUAACAACACUAUUUUGACCAGAUGUAUAAUGGUUGCCACAUUUCUAUCACAUGUUCUAUUGCAUGUGCACGGCAUUCCUUUAAUGCAUUUACCGGUAGCUUUGCGCAAGUGUUUUCACCCCUGCGACAGCAAAACCCGAAGGGAACUCCUGAAAAUAAUAGAAGUUUCUUUUUAUAAGUUGCAAAUGAAAGUAGGAAAACAUGUAUCAUGUAAAAACAAGUGUUUAUAUUUGAAAAAAAUUCAGAGGUGUUUUGUAAAGACAGAAAAAGCCAACAGGAUUUAUUUCUUUAUUUUCCACUUUUUUAAAAUUUGUUUUUCUAACCUGUCAAUAGAGAUUUUAGGGUCACGCCGAAUAGUUAGGGUCGGUCAGAAAAUCGAAAGCAGCAGUACUGUACUUUGGAGGGGGGAGGCUUUAGAAAUAACUUUUACACGUGGCCCUUCCUUAACAAACUUGUCUGAAACUGCCUCAAAAAGUCCCCUUUCUAUCCUAUGGCCUGCUCCAAUCUAUUAGAAAUUGAUACCUUUUUAGGAUUUGAGGCCAAAUUCACAUAUUGUACACCUUUUACUCUAAUUGCAAAGAAACAACCACUCUACCCUUAAGUACACGUUCUUGCCCCACAGGAAACAAUUUUUCCUCUUUCCAAAGUCAAUUCAUGAGUGCCUUUGACCUUCAGGAAGCAAAUAAAAGCCACGCAUGCGUAAACAUAAACUCUUCAAGCAUCACGUGCAUCUCAAACUGGGGAAUUCCAAAUAAAGAUAUUUUUCGACAUGCAAAAAGCACCGCACUUCAAAACUCGGAAUUCCAGAGAGAAUUGCUCCAUCAUGACUGUUCCGUCUGUCUUCAGCAAGUUGCCAAUUCAAGAUCUAAGCAGCGAUAUGGACCGCCAGAUCAUUAACUAUUUGUUUUUUAGAAAGGUACCGAGCAAAACUACAAUAGCUCUUAAGCACCAUGGGCCAACCAUCCUAGCUACAAAGAACAACAAGUGGGAUGCCGAUGCCAAGCGCUUUCUGAAAUUUCUACGUGACGACCAUCAAGAGUUGGAAUGGUGGGAAUUUAUGAAGAAACCCCUGCCUCUACUCAGUAAGAAACACAAGAAAACGAGCAGGAAUCAGUUGCAGAUACCUUCUUGGAAUAUUCGAAACCAAAGUGUGUUCAAAACAACACGGAAAGAAGCGAGUGCCUGUAGUAAAUGUUGUGACACUGAAAAUGAACACUACGGUGAGGAUAUUGAAAAAAGAGCAAGCACAAGAAUGCAAGAGAUUCAAAAUCUGAUGAACUUGGUGCGUGGGCCACCAACAUGGAACUACGAGCCACCAAGACCAUUCACAUAUGACGAGCCAGCAGAAGCCGGAUUCAUGCUCAAACGCAUGUACAUGUAGACUGGACUCCAUAUUGUGCAACACCUUCACUGCAGGUACGAGAAAGCCCAGCAAAGCAACCGGAUGAGAGCCGCGAGGAAUCAAAGCACUCAAAUCGGUGCCAACCCCUACGACGGAUGCAUUUAUUAUUAUUGAGGCAUGAAAUCUGAAUACGUCAUCAUGCAUUUGUGAAUUUAAUAAGUUCACUCCAAACGACAACAACUUUGAAAAACCAAGACUAAUAAAAAAAGUCUGGUUUGAAUUACAUGAGGAAAUAUCCAUUUCAUGCCACAAGAAUAGAAAUUUUAGAAUUAAUGGGUGUAAUUUGAGUUUUAGAAAUUAGAAAUUUAUGCUAAAUACGUUCAAUGUCAAUGGUAGUGUUAAAUAAGCAAGUAUUACUUUAGUGUUUUGCUCAAUAUUAACUACCGCAUGAAAUCAUUAAGAAAUAAAUUGUAUCAGGUGCAUGGCUGUUUUGAACUUUACUAUAUAUUAGCAUGUAGACUUAAACAAUAUUUGUGAAGGGAAUGUAAAGUUUCUGGUGAUGGACUACUUGAGUUUAUAAGCAUCAAAGUUGGUCAUAUUGGUAGAUGUCAGUUUCAUAACUUGACAAUGUACAUGUAACUCUGUCUUGAAUGCUACAUUUUCACUGGCCUAGAAUGAUCACCUAACUGGCCAAUGAAACUGCUCAAAAAAUAUCCCCCAUCCUUGUGCAUAGCAUAUUAUACUAAAGGGUAGUCUCCGCCCCCUCAGUCAAACCAUGAUGUCGGGACUACAAACCAUGAAUACAAUCUCCAGUAAGAGCAACAACCAGGCAAAGGGAGCAAUCCUCUGUAAGAGCUCUGCAAUUUCUGGCCAAAAAAUGUUUCAUUUGAAGUUAAUUUCUUCCUAUAAAUUCCGCAACAUCUGCUGAGCUUGAGGACACAUGCAGACUCUCCUCAAAAAUAAUGUUUAUGUAAAACAUAAAGAAUCUUGAAGAUUUUGAUUUCUACAAAGACAAAUGGGGCCACCACAGUUCAACUGACGCCAGUACAGCAAAAAUCCACGUGCAUUGUAGAACUUUCUGUGCAGCAACAAACCAAGAUCUCAUCUGAAUGAAAUUCCAGACACUUCAGGCGAGGAAAAUGCAGGGCUGCAAUGAAACAAUUAUCGACUGCCGUAAAGUGGGAUAUGAUGUUUCAACCCAUCAGGGCCUCACAUCACCCUGGACAUGGCUUUGGGUGCCCCAUGUAUGAGUUUUCACCGUCAAUAAGGAAUCAUUUCAAAAUUCCUAUCAGUUGACUAUAGGGCAGGGCCAUCCAACCGAUAACAGUGAAUUGUGUUGAGUGAAUUAUAGAGGGGGUGAAACCACAUAGUGUUGGAAGUAAUGCAAUAAAAAGGCAUUUAUCAGUUAGAAUUGGCCUCUUGAAAGCACUUAACCUGAUAGCCAACCAAUAAUAAAUGUAUCGUUCCAACAGUUCUGUCUGACACCUACACGAUAAGAAUUUUGAAAUGGUGCUUAACUGUUACAUAUUCCAUCAUGCCUGGGAUGAGUUGAGCUCAGUCUAAACAUCGGCAACUGCAUAUGUACAGUACACAUACAAGUACACAUACUGUAUGAAACCGAGACUAUCAGUCACAGAAAAUGACCCAGAUCCAAUGCAUGGUGAACUUUACUUCAUACUUUACUUCAGACUGGUGAAAGGUUAUGUGAACCAAAAUUAACAUUGGUAGUUAUUUGUCAACAUUUGUUUUAAUUACUUAUUUCUGUUUGGGGUAAUGAAAACCACAGAGUUUUCAAAGUGGCCAAAUUUUUUCAAAGGGGGAGAGAACCACUCAGAAAGGUUCAAUUUAAGAAGUGGAAGGAAAUCCUCAGUCGAACCCAAAGAACAAGGUACAUGUACCCGUACAUGUACAGAUCAAAGACAUAAAUUGUGACCUGGUUGGGAUUUGAACCUGGGUCAAUGAGAAGGGAAGUACAUGAAUGGAAAAUGCUCCUGCACCAUGUACAUGUACAUGUACAAGUUUGCUUCGGCCUUUUCCACAAAAUAUUUGUGUUGCACUUACAGUCCUGUUUGGGUAAGUAAAACAUUAAGUGGGUUUCUAGUAACCUUUGUGAAGUGGGUCUACAUGUGCACCAGGGUAUUGACUUCACAAUGUCUCAUAUGUGCAGAUGAGCGGAAACAAUGGUGAAACAUUACUUGACACAUUUAUUAUAUUUUAUUUAAUUAUUUUUAUUAUUUUCGCCAUUUUGUUUUAUUCAGUUUUUUUUUCUGAGUGGGGAUACCCCCCUCCCCGAUCCUUACCUAGUACAGUAGUAUUGCUCCGAGAUGAAAAUGUUCUCCCUACUUACUGCAGUAUCAUACCAACCUACAAUUCCCCAGAGCUUUGGAAAUUUAUUUUCAACUUAAAAAUCAAAAACGAUUUUGAAAAUCAUCACAUUCUAAAAUGGAAAAGUUCUGUUUGAUGACCAUUUUCCCAUGAUGCACUCCAAAAUUGGCCACCCUAUGGCGCCCUAGAGACGGCACUCUACUGAAAUGUGAACUACUCCUAAGUCUCCACAUAUUAGAUAAGAGUCAUGCAUGUACCUUGACCAAUAGAGGCCACAGCUGAAGUAUGUCCUAAACGUUAAUCGUGAAUCAAUCUUUUUCUCCCUCGGUUCCACAAUCAUACAGCAUGGCUCACAGAUUUACUCUAGUUGAAAGUAAUAAUUAUAGAGUAGUAAACCGUAUAUCUCAGUAUAUUCAGUGCUUAAGACAUGUAAAAGCUGCUUGGCUGCUUUUUGUAUAUUUACCCAGAUUGUUCCAAUUAAAAAUUCUUAACAGGAAUGCCUGGCCAAUAAUGCAUGUUAUUGUAGUAGCUACAUUGUACUCACACUUAAGAUUGUUAGAGGUUAAUUGUGCUGUCUUCAAUUAAAAAAAA
This is a messenger RNA of Acanthaster planci (crown-of-thorns starfish), 4285 nucleotides long. RefSeq lists its product as uncharacterized. The record is from RefSeq and is a predicted model, not a curated record. NCBI's taxonomy places the organism in Eukaryota, Metazoa, Echinodermata, Asteroidea, Valvatida, Acanthasteridae.